Molecule: messenger RNA, 5055 nt
Organism: Pieris macdunnoughi
Lineage: Eukaryota; Metazoa; Arthropoda; Insecta; Lepidoptera; Pieridae
Source: the annotation of a GenBank genome assembly
AUGACUCCACUAAUGUUUGCAGUAAAGGACAAUCGAACAUCGUUUGUGGAGCGGCUUAUAGAAUUAGGAUCUGAUGUUGGUGCUAGGAACAAUGAUAACUACAAUGUUCUUCACAUAUCGGCAAUGUACUCGAGGGAAGACAUCGUCAAAUUACUGUUGUCUAAAAGAGGCGUGGAUCCAUUUGCUACGGGAGGUAGUCGGCAACAAACAGCAGUUCACUUGGUGUCAAGCAGACAGACAGGCACGGCAACAUCUAUUCUUCGAGCUUUACUUACAGCAGCUGGAAAGGAUAUUCGACUGAGACCUGAUGGAAGAGGUAAAAUCCCGCUGCUCUUGUCCGUGGAGGCCGGCAACCAGAGCAUGGUUCGAGAACUCCUAAGUGCGCAGACGGCUGAACAGUUGAAGUCAUCAACACCAGCUGGUGACACAGCACUGCAUUUGGCCGCAAGACGGCGUGAUGUUGAUAUGGCUCGUAUUUUGGUGGACUAUGGGGCCCUAGUCGAUGCAGUCAAUGGUGCCGGUCAGACAUCGUUGCAUAUAGCUGCUGCUGAAGGAGAUGAUGCUCUAGUCAAAUACUUCUACGGCGUUCGGGCGAAUGCUGCUAUUGCGGAUAACGAAGAUCGGACACCGAUGCAUCUAGCUGCGGAAAAUGGUCACGCGGCUAUCAUAGAACUUUUAGCGGAUAAAUUCAAAGCCUCGAUAUUCGAGAGAACGAAAGAUGGAAGUACUUUGAUGCACAUCGCGUCUCUCAAUGGACACGCCGACUGUGCAAUGAUGCUUUUCAAAAAAGGAGUUUAUCUACAUAUGCCAAAUAAGGAUGGAGCUAGGAGCAUUCACACCGCAGCAAGAUACGGCCACGUUGGCAUUAUAAACACGUUACUACAAAAAGGGGAGAGUGUGGACGUUACUACUAACGAUAACUACACCGCACUUCAUAUAGCAGUAGAGUCAUGUAAGCCGGCUGUCGUUGAGACGCUGUUGGGAUUUGGUGCUGAUGUCCACAUUCGUGGUGGAAAACAAAGAGAGACUCCUCUUCACAUCGCUGCUAGGAUACCUGAUGGUGACAAAUGUGCACUGAUGCUGCUAAAGUCUGGAGCAGGACCAAAUAAAGCGACAGAAGAUGGUAUGACACCGGUACACGUAGCAGCGCGGCACGGCAACCUCACUACGCUUGUGCUUUUAUUGGAAGAUGGGGGUGACCCUUUAAGAAAAACAAAGAGCGGCGAGACACCUCUUCACAUGGCGUGUAGAAGUUGCAAACCAGAUAUCGUUCGGCAUUUAAUAGGAUUCGUAAAAGAACAUAAAGGAGAAAAAAUUGCCACUAUGUACAUUGACUCAGUUGAUGAAGAUGGUGCGAGUGCCUUACAUUUCGCGGGACAAAUAACUAAAGAGGAAGUAAAAGUUCCUUCAGCUGACCGAGAGGUCGUCAAAUGCUUGAUGGAAAAUGGAGCUGAUGUUUCCUUACAAACAAGACAUAACCAAGAAACAGCAUUUCAUUUCUGUGCAAUCGCGGGAAAUAAUGACGUACUUACUGAAAUGAUAACCGAUAUGUCAACGGCCGAUGUCAGUAGAGCUCUAAAUAAACAAAAUUCAAUCGGGUGGACGCCAUUAUUAAUUGCUUGCAAUAGGGGACACAUGGAACUAGUCAAUACAUUACUAACAAAUCAUGCAAGAGUGGAUGUAUUUGAUGUUGAAGGCAGAUCAGCCUUGCAUUUAGCUGCUGAACAUGGUUAUCUACAAGUUUGUGAUGCGUUACUUACCAAUAAGGCAUUUAUUAACUCAAAGGCGAGAAAUGGGCGAACCGCCUUGCAUUUAGCGGCAAUGAAUGGCUUCGCCCAUUUAGUGAAGUUUUUGAUCAGGGAUCACAACGCUGUAAUAGAUGUAUUGACUUUAAAGAAACAAACACCUUUGCACUUAGCGGCCGCAAGUGGUCAAAUUGAAGUCUGCAAGCUUUUACUUGAACUCGGUGCCAAUAUUGACGCAACCGACGAAUUGGGUCAGAAGCCUAUACAUGCAGCCGCUCAAAAUAAUUAUUCAGAAGUGGUUCAACUAUUCCUCCAACAACAUCCAAAUCUAGUGAUGGCAACGACAAGAGAUGGUAAUACUUGUGCUCACAUAGCGGCGAUUCAGGGUUCAGUGAAAGUGAUUGAAGAAUUGAUGAAAUUUGAUAGAACUGGGGUCAUAUCAGCGCGGAAUAAAUUGAAUGAUUCCACACCGUUGCAAUUGGCCGCGGAAGGUGGUCACGCAGAUGUUGUAAGAGUAUUAGUAAGGGCUGGAGCCUCUUGUACCGAUGAGAAUAGAGCUGGCUUAACUGCUGUGCACUUAGCGGCUGAACAUGGUCAUACCAACGUAUUAGACGUCAUGAGAUCAACUAAUACUUUAAGGAUAUCAAGUAAAAAGUUAGGUUUAACACCUCUUCACAUAGCCGCCUAUUAUGGACAGGCAGAAACGGUGCGAGAACUGUUAUCUCAUGUACCCGGGACUGUAAAGUCGGAUGCUCCUACAGGAGUAUCGUUAGUCCCAAUUUUGGGGGCAGAAUCUGGUUUGACCCCUUUGCACUUGGCUGCAUAUAAUGGGAAUGAAAAUGUUGUGAGAUUGCUACUCAACUCUGCAGGUGUGCAAGUAGAUGCCGCUACUAAUGAAAAUGGCUAUAAUCCCUUGCAUCUAGCAUGUUUUGGUGGACACAUGUCAAUUGUCGGGCUUUUGCUCAGUAGAUCGGCAGAAUUACUUCAGAGUACAGACAGACAUGGGAAGACUGGUUUACAUAUAGCAUCAACACAUGGUCAUUACCAAAUGGUUGAAGUUCUACUCGGUCAAGGGGCUGAAAUUAAUGCGACUGAUAAAAAUGGCUGGACACCCUUACAUUGCGCAGCAAAAGCGGGAUAUUUGAACGUUGUCAAGCUUUUGUGUGAGUCUGGAGCGUCACCAAAGAGUGAAACGAAUCUUAACUGUGCCCCUAUAUGGUUUGCGGCUUCGGAGAAUCAUAAUGACGUACUAGAAUACUUACUUCACAAAGAACAUGACACGCAGUCUUUGAUGGAUGAUAAGAAAUUUAUUUACAAUCUAAUGGUCUGCUCCAAAAACCACAAUAAUAUACCGAUUGAAGAGUUUGUUUUAGUAUCGCCAGCACCUGUUGAUACUGCAGCAAAGUUAUCUAAUCUUUAUAUUAAUUUGUCUACCAAGGAGAAAGAGCGUGCCAAAGACCUAAUAGCUGCUGGAAAGCAAUGCGAGGCAAUGGCGACUGAAUUGUUGGCCUUAGCGGCCGGUGCUGAUUCUGCGGGUCAUAUUCUAACAGCCACUGAUAAUAGGAAUAUUGAAUUUCUAGACGUUCUAAUUGAGAACGAGCAAAAGGAAGUCAUAGCACACACGGUCGUCCAGAGAUAUCUCCAGGAACUGUGGAGAGGAAGUCUUAAAUGGACGGGCAUCAAAAUAAUGUUCCUUUUCUUUAUUUUUAUAGUUUGUCCGCCAGUGUGGCUAAUCUUUUCCCUUCCAUUAGGUCAUAAAUAUAAUAAGAUACCUAUAAUAAAAUUUAUGUCGUAUUUAACGUCUCAUAUCUACCUUAUGAUAUUGUUAGCUUUAGUCGCCAUAACGCCAAUUUAUAAUUCAAUAUUUAGGGAAAGUUUAGUUCCAAGAUGGUAUGAGUGGAUUCUACUUAUCUGGCUAAGUGGUCUUCUAUUAUUCGAACUUACGAACCCCAGUGAUAAAUCAGGUUUAGGUUGGAUAAAAAUUGCAGUAUUAUUAUUAGGGAUGGUGGGUGUUGCGACCCAUGUGGUCGGCUGGAUAUUCGUUUUACCCAAGUAUUGGCCGACACUCAUGUACUGUAGAAAUCAAUUUUUCGCUCUGUCAUUUCUUUUAGCUUGUGUACAAAUUUUAGACUUUUUAUCCUUCCACCACUUGUUCGGUCCGUGGGCCAUCAUCAUAGGUGACCUUAUGAAAGAUUUAGGUAGAUUCCUCGCAGUAUUAGCCAUAUUCGUAUUCGGAUUUUCAAUGCACAUAGUCGCAUUGAACCAGCCUUUCAGAAAUAUUAAUAAGCCUGAAGAUAAUAAAUACGCUAGAACAGCAAGGAGAAAACUAUUUUCCGACGAUAGUCUCCGAACGAAAAGACAGGCAUGGACAGCCUCAGGGGAAUCAUAUCGACGAAAACAAGGUCCAGUGGGACCGACAUUGUCACCCAUCGAGGCGGUGGAGAAAUUGUUCUUUGCCCUAUUUGGGCAGACCACUCUGUCUGACUUGAACUACAUAACGAGUGUGCGACCUCUCUGGACCCAAAACCUGUUCAAGUUUGUCUUCGGUGGCUACUUGUUGAUGUCGGUGGUGGUGCUCAUAACGCUCCUCAUUGCGAUGAUGUCGGACACUUAUCAGCGGAUACAGCUUCUUUUCUUCGCGGUGUUUGGGCAAACGACCACAGAGCAGACGAGGGUGCAUCGUAAUGAUAGCAACACCCAACCGCAAUGGACAAAUUAUUUAUUCAAAAUAGUAUUCGGGAUAUAUAUGCUGGUGUCAGUUGUAGUGCUAAUCAACUUGCUGAUUGCUAUGAUGUCAGAUACAUACCAACGAAUACAGGCGCAAUCAGAUAUCGAGUGGAAGUAUGGAUUGUCUAAACUAAUCCGAAACAUGCAUCGGACGAAUACGGCUCCAUCACCGCUCAAUCUAGUCACGACGUGGCUUAUGUGGCUGAUACAUCGAUGUCGGGAACGUUUAUCGAAAAAGAAACGACCCAGUCUAGUGCACAUGGUAGGACUGCAAAGACAAGACCAGAUGAGCGCGAGGUCAAAGGCCGGUGCCAAAUGGCUCUCGAAAGUUAAGCGUGGCCAAGUUGUUCCAAAAGAUUCAACUCGACUUUCCGUCGUCCACCUUAGUCCACUCGGCUCUCAGCUAAGCUUCAAUAACAUGACAAGGAUAGAGAAUGUAGUAGACUGGGAGAUAAUAGCGAAGAAGUACAGGGCGUUGACAAGGGAUGAGCCGGAGGAACCACUUGCUAAGGACAGUGAUACAGAUACAGCCGAAAGCGAGUCGGAAAUCGUACCGAAUAAUAUAGCGGCCGUUCCUCCUUGA